Messenger RNA from Naumovozyma dairenensis CBS 421, 288 nucleotides. RefSeq names its product Coa4p (gene COA4). The record is from RefSeq and is a predicted model, not a curated record. The transcript has a single exon. Gene Ontology annotation, cellular component: mitochondrial intermembrane space. Gene Ontology annotation, biological process: mitochondrial respiratory chain complex IV assembly. The coding region runs from base 1 to 288 and encodes 95 amino acids. Lineage: Eukaryota; Fungi; Ascomycota; Saccharomycetes; Saccharomycetales; Saccharomycetaceae.
AUGAGUAACGAGAAAGAACAAGGGCGCCCUAACUAUUAUGAGCAGGCAAAAGAAGAGUACAAGGAACUAGCGGAAGAUGAAGAUCCAGACGUUUGGGAUAAAAGAAUAAACGCCACGGGUUGUUAUAUUGAGAAUCUUGCUUUACAAUUAUGCCAUGCAGAUACGAAUGAUUGGCGUCAAUGCUUCAAAGAGAUGGAAAUGUUCAAAAAGUGCUGGCAGAAAAAUGGGAAUCUUGAAAGAGUGCCAACUGUUGAUGUUCCUGGUUUCUCAACGUUCCCUAAAAAAUGA